Molecule: messenger RNA, 2954 nt
Organism: Telopea speciosissima
Lineage: Eukaryota; Viridiplantae; Streptophyta; Magnoliopsida; Proteales; Proteaceae
Product: U-box domain-containing protein 33-like
Exons: 9
Coding region: 60-2678 (872 amino acids)
Biological process (GO): protein ubiquitination; protein phosphorylation
Molecular function (GO): ubiquitin-protein transferase activity; ATP binding; protein kinase activity
Source: RefSeq, a predicted model, not a curated record
UGCUCUUACAGCGCAGAUUUCGACAGUUUGAAAUUCAUUAUUUUCGUAUUCCUGGAUUGAUGGAUACUUCUGGAGAGAUUGAAGAGGAAUACCGAUGUGUAGAGGAAGAUACGAUAUUUGUGGCACUUGGGAAAGAGUUGAAGGAGAGUAAGUGGACUUUGUCAUGGGCAUUGAAGAAUUCAGGAGGGAGGAAGAUCUGCAUCCUCCAUGUUCAUAAGCCAGCUCAGAUGAUUCCAUUGAUAGGUGGGAAAUUGCCGGCGAACACACUGAAAGCACAAGAAAUCGCAGCAUACCGAGAACUUGAAAAGGAAAAAAUGCAUGUUGCUCUAAAUGAGUACCUUUACAUUUGUUUCCAAGCAGGGGUAAGGGCGGAAAAAAUAGACAUUGAAAUGGACAACAUUGAGAAAGGGAUUGUGGAGCUCAUCAGUCAGCACAGGAUCAAAAAACUUGUAAUGGGUGCAGCAGCAGACAAGCACUAUUCAAAGAGAAUGACAGAGCUCAAGUCCAAGAAAGCAAUCUUUGUGUGGGAAAAAGCACAUGUUUCCUGUCAUAUAUGGUUUGUCUGCAAGGACUGCCUCAUCUACACAAGGGAAGGUAACUUAGAGGGAAGUGAAGAGCAGGCCACCAUUCCACCACUGGCCAGUCCAACCAUGGUAACUAGCGAGGCAGAGCAUUUGAGAUCUAGAUUCCCUCCUAGGGAACAAAAGCAUCUAUUAAGGCUCCAGGACUUGUUUCGAAGAGCUAGAACUGCCAAGAGUGGCAUCUCUAGAAGAAAAAUCAAGUCAUUUUCUUUCCCUGGAGCGACUACAGUAAUGGCAACAGCACCACAGAGCCAGUUAGGUGCAGAGGGGAUUGCGAGUGAAUGUGAGGGCAUCGGGAUAUUAAACGGGAGCACAUCUCAGGUUUCAGAGGUUUCAUCAUGGUCUGCAAGUGAUGUGAUUGGCACUGUAGAAUUUAACUCAACUGUGAGGGAUGAUGAGAGUGAAGAAGGGACGGAAUUUUUCUCACUUUGUAAAUAUGAAGAAAAUCUUUCUGAUUCUUCUACUCCAAAUGAGCUCUUACUGGAAGAACAAAUGAAAGCUGACAUAUGUUAUCAACUGGAAGAACCCUUGGUGGAGGCUGAGAACUCUAGAUGUGAAGCAUUUGAAGAAUCUCUUAGGUAUAGGAGAGUUAAGAAGAAUGCUCUCGAGGCUAUAUGCAAGGCCAAAGCAUCAGAAAGUUUGUUUGAGAAGGAUAAGAAACAAAGGGAAGAACUGAAAGUAUUACUUUGGAAAGAAAAGCAAGAACUGGAAAAGUUGAAGAUACAACUAGACCAGGUCAUGGAAGAACUUUGGAUUGCCCAGGAACAUAGGUCAAAACUGGAGAGUCAAAUUGCUGAUUCUGAUCAGAUGGUAGAAGAGUUGGAAGAUAAGAUUUGCUCUGCCGUGCAACUCUUGGUGACUAUCAGGAAUGAACGAGAUGAGCUACUCAGAGAGCGAGAUGAUGCAGUUAGAGAAGCCGAGGAGUUGAGGAAAACUAGGGAAGAAGAGGCUGCCACCUCACAGAGGCCACACUUUUUUUCUGAGUUCUCCUUCCUAGAGAUUGAGAGAGCCACUUGCAGCUUUGAUCCAUCCAUGAAGAUUGGAGAAGGGGGAUAUGGGACUGUUUAUAGAGGAACACUUCGUCAAACACCUGUAGCUAUUAAGAUGUUGCACUCUGAUAACUUGGGAGGUUGCUCAGAGUUUCAACAAGAGGUGGAUGUAUUGAGUAGAGUGAGGCAUCCAAACCUCAUCACUCUUAUAGGAGCUUGCCCAGAUGCUUGGGCACUUAUCUAUGAGUACCUUCCUAAUGGUAGCCUCGAAGAUCGGCUUGCUCUUAAGGAUGACACUCCCCCUCUUUCAUGGCAAACUCGAAUACGCAUCGCCAUUGAGGUCUGCUCGACUCUCAUCUUCCUCAACUCCAACAAGCCUCACAACAUUGUCCAUGGGGAUCUCAAGCCUUCCAACAUCCUCCUCGAUGCCAAUUUUGUCAGCAAACUAGGUGACUUUGGGAUCUCCCGCUUGAUCCGCCGUCCUGAGAACUCAAAUCCCUCCACGUUAAGCUGUAUAACAAGCCCAAAGGGCACCUUUUCAUACAUGGACCCGGACUUUCUGGCAACUGGAGGACUAACAUCAAAGUCGGAUGUGUAUGCAUUUGGGAUCAUAGUGCUGAGGCUGUUAACAGGCAGACCGGCCAGGGGAAUAGUGAAGGAAGUUGAAUAUGCCCUUGAGAAGGGCAAUUUAAAUGCAGUGCUGGAUGCAUCGGCAGGCAACUGGCCGUAUGUGCAGGCCAGACAGCUGGCUCACUUGGCAUUACGGUGUUGUGAGAUGAGCCAAAAGAACAGACCAACCCUUGAAGCAGAGGUGUGGAGGCUGCUUGAGCCAAUGGGGGCUUGUUGCGGAGCCUUGUCAUUUUCUAGGUUGGCAUCAGGGGAGCAUUGCCGCAUUCCGUCCUAUUUCAUUUGCCCCAUUCUCCAGGAAAUUAUGCGAGACCCACAAGUGGCAGCAGAUGGCUUCACAUACGAAGCAGAGGCUCUGAAAGCAUGGUUUGGUAGUGGUCAUGACACUUCACCCAUGACAAACCUUAAGCUUGAUCAUUUGAAUCUCAUCCCCAAUCACGUUUUUCGUUCUGCUAUACAAGAUUGGCUACGACAACCUUGAUAUUUUCAGUUUGUUUGUUUGUGUCAUGUCUUGUGCUGUUUUUGCCUCUCUCUUUCUUUGUAGAGUACAGGCAUAAACCCAAAGAUCCUGUAAAUAUAGAUCUAAUUGGUAUGUUACAGAUAAAAACCCAAAUACCCUGUAAAUUUAGAUCUAAAUGGUAUGUUACUGCUUAACUCAUACUCUGUAAAUGCUCUUCCCUUGAGCAAGGAUGAGAGCGGCAAGGUAAAAACGAUGGCAGAGAAUCUCCUCUUGCUGAUGAAAUUGAAUUUUUGUUCU